CUUAAUUAAUGGGACAAACCCAAAUCUCCACAGGAAAUGAGGGCCAGGUCACCAUUUACUGCAUUGAUACGGAUGGAGACUCUCAUGGAGGAGGACAAGAAAUGGAAAGAGAGAGCAAAAAUCAGAAAGAGAAAAAGACUGAAAAGGGAGGAGCAACAAGAUCAAGAAGAAGGAGGUCAGAAGAGAGGUCAGAGGAGAGGUCAGAGUCAUCCAGAGAUGGAAGAAAAGACAGAAGAAGAGGAGGCAAGGAGGGGAGGAGGAGAGGAAGACAGGGAAAGGAGGAGGAGAUCAAGAAAGAUAGAAAGAACAACAAGAAUGAAAAGGCCAAGAAACAGCGCAGAGAAGAAGAGGAUGAGGUAAAGGAGAAAGAGAAGACAGAGGAGAAGAAAAAGACAAAGAAAAAGAACAAAAAGGCUGAAGAUGAAGAGAUGAAUGGGAAGAAGACAAAGAAAGGAGAACAGGACGACCAAGUGAAAGAGAAAAAGGAAAAGAAAAAGAAGAAGAAGGCAACUGAAAUAAUCUCAGAAUCUGAAGCAAAGUCUUCCUCAUCAUCAUCAUCCUCAGAGGAGGAGGAGGAGGAGGAGGGUGAGAAGGAGAAGGUUGGUGAUGAAGAGUUUGUGGUGGGCUCUCUGAGUCCGGAGGAGCUGGAGAGGCUGAAGGAGGCGGUGGACGAGAGGAAGAAGCUCAUCACCACACUGAGAGGAAAGCCCUGGCCCAUGCGCAAGAAACUGCCCACACUCAGGGAGUCUCAGCUGUUUGUAGAGAAGUAUGAAGGUGCUUUGGGGAAAGGACGAGGACGGAAGCUCUAUGCCUACAAGGUCAUGAUGAGGAAGAAAUGGAUGAAGUUUGAGAGAGACUUGGAGAACUUCAAGACGGCCUGCAUCCCAUGGGAGAUGAAGAUUAAAGAAAUUGAAAGUCAUUUUGGAUCUUCAGUCGCCUCCUACUUCAUAUUUCUGAGAUGGAUGUACGGCAUCAACAUGAUUCUGUUCAGCCUGACGUUCGGGCUGGUCAUGGUUCCUGAGGCACUGAUGGGGCGGCCUUAUGGGAGCAUUCCUAGAAAGACUGUCCCUAGAGAGGAACAGGCCAGUGCUAUGGACUUCGCUGUCUUGUGGGACUGGGGGGGUUAUGCUAAGUAUUCAGUCUUAUUUUAUGGAUACUACAACAACCAGCGAGCUGUCGGCUGGCUGAAGUUCCGCAUGCCCCUGUCCUACUUCUUGGUGGGGGUGGGCACGGUGGCUUACAGCUACAUGGUGGUCAUUAGAACCAUGGCACGCAAUGCUAAAGAGGACGGUGGGGGCGAUGACACCAGUUUUAAUUUUAGCUGGAAGAUUUUCACCAGUUGGGAUUACCUGAUUGGAAACCCGGAGACAGCCGACAACAAGUUCGCCUCCAUCACCACAAGCUUCAAGGAAGCCAUCGUCGAGGAGCAGGAGAGCAGAAAGGAUGACAACAUCCAUCUGACCCGCUUCCUCCGCGUUUUGGCCAACUUCUUGGUUCUGUGCUGCCUGGCAGGAAGUGGAUAUCUGAUCUACUUUGUGGUGCGUCGGUCUCAGAAGUUUGCCCUUGAGGGUCUGGAUAACUAUGGCUGGUGGGAGAGGAAUGAGGUGAACAUGGUGAUGUCUCUGUUGGGAAUGUUCUGUCCGAUGCUGUUUGAUGUGAUCAGCGCGCUGGAGAACUAUCACCCCCGUAUUGCUCUGCAGUGGCAGCUAGGGCGCAUCUUCGCCCUCUUUCUUGGCAACCUUUACACUUUCAUCAUAGCGCUCAUGGACCAGAUCAACCUAAAGAGAGCAGAAGAGGAGAUAGUGAAGUUUAACAUGACAGCAUGGCAGGCCAACCUGUAUAACGGAACCAUACCGGAGAACUCCACUGCUCCUCCAAUCACAGUGGACCCUGCAGACGUACCCAGGGGGCCUUGCUGGGAGACAAUGGUGGGACAGGAGUUUGUGCGCCUGAUAAUAUCAGACACCAUGACCACCUACAUAACGCUGCUGAUCGGUGAUUUCCUCAGAGCUGUCUUGGUGCGCUUCCUCAACCACUGCUGGUGCUGGGACCUGGAGUACGGCUUCCCCUCUUAUUCAGAGUUUGACGUGAGUGGGAACGUACUUGGCCUCAUAUUCAACCAAGGAAUGAUCUGGAUGGGAGCGUUUUAUGCCCCCUGUCUGCCAGCUCUGAAUCUCCUCCGGCUGCACGUGUCGAUGUAUCUGCAGUGCUGGGCCGUCAUGUGCUGUAACGUCCCUCAGGAGCGAGUGUUUAAAGCCUCCGGCUCCAAUAACUUCUACAUGGCCAUGCUGCUGGUCAUCCUGUUCCUGUCCACGCUGCCCGCCAUCUACACCAUCGUCUCCAUACCUCCAUCCUUCGACUGCGGACCUUUCAGUGGAAAAAGCCGAAUGUUUGAUGUGAUUCAGGAGACGCUGGAGUCGGACUUCCCUGCCUGGUUUGGUAAAGUGUUCAGUUACGCCUCAAACCCGGGCCUGGUCCUGCCCUUCCUGCUCCUCAUGGUUCUGGCGAUAUAUUACCUUCACUCCACCUCUAAAACAUACAAACAUGCCAACCUGGAGCUGAAAAAGAAGCUGCAGGCUCAAAGUGAGGAGAAUAAGAAGAAAAAUAAACUGGCAGCGCAGAAAGCAGCUAAUGAUUUGGAGCAGGCUAAGAUCAUGGCUGCUGCUGAACAGCAGGAGAAAGAGGAGAAACAGACCAAUAACAAUGCUUCCCGAAGAGAGAAAGACAGCAGACACAGUAGUACCGGUCACCCCGUGGUCCAGGGUUAUCGUAAUGGCCGAGGAUCUGCCCUGUCUCACUCUCAAAUCCCUCCAUCCACCAGACCCCCUGCUCCCAGAGUGCACCACUACCAGCCGGGACCAUUACCAGGACAUCCCGGACAGCCAGCAUCCAGGAAACAGGACAGCUCACUAUCCAGUAGGAGCAGAUGACCCUCAUGAGCUGUUUACCAGGACAUCAGAGGACAGUUAAGACACAAUUAGCUUCCUGUGCCACUGGCUUCCAAAUCUGAUUCCAGAGAGUUACAGUGAUAAAAGCGAAAAAUCAAAACCUAUAUAUAUAUAUACCAAAUGCUGUUAAUCAGCAAAGAACAUGUUAAGUAAAGUUAAAUAUUUGAGUUUUAUACUGCCAUUACGAGUAAUAGAAACUUAAGUAAACCGGUUAACAUCAUGAUAAUUACAGAUGUCAAUUAUUUGCUUGUUAAAAAGGACUCUCCAUGAGGUUUGCUAAAACGUAGACAACAUAGACAUGUAAACAUAGACUCCUACGCUAUGCAGAGUCUAUGUAUAUACUGUAUGUCUGUCAUUAUCAGUAGAGUGAUGGCGGUGCUCGGAGCUGAAGCUAGCGUUAUGGGAUGUAAACAGUGGUUUUUAAUAAGCUUCUUCUGCAUUUUUUUAGUCAUUAAUGCCUUUUUUUAAAUGUCAGAGCCCUCCGGAUUUUAUCAAUAGGUGUGGAGCUACUUUGAGCCUGGAUAAUGGUGUUAAACAGCGUCUUAUUGGGGUUAAAUAUGCCCCGAUAUGGCUGAUAUGUAAACCACUGUUUACAUCCCAUAAUGCUAGCUUUCAGCUCAGAGCACCGCCUUCACUGUACAUGUACAUAGACUCCACAUAGCGUAGCAGCUGGUGCCAGGAGGCAGGCUAUGCAGAGUCUAUGUUUACAUAUCUAUGUCAUUAUCAGUACAAUGAUGGUGGUGCUUGGAGCUGAAGCUAGCGUUAUAGGAUGUAAACAGUGUUUUUUUUUAUUCUUCUUGUACACUUUUUAAGUUAUUAAUGCCUCGUUUUAAAUAUCAGGGCUCUCUGGAUUCUAGCAAGGAGGUGUGGAGCUACUUUGAGCCUGGAUAACCAUGUAAAAAGCGAUUUAUUGGGGUAAAAAAAUGCCCCGAUAUGGCUGUUGUACAGAGUGCUGGGCGAAAAGCACAAAAUUACUAGAUCUCAGAAAGCUGCUGGAGAGCAGAGGUGUGCUAUUCCACAAAGAUAAGUACUUUUUAUCAUGUUUUACAGCACCCAAAGUAAAUUCUCCUUUCACAUAAAUGAGUAUGUUUUAUAGAGAUAAACAGCAAAUUCUAUUGGACACUGGACCUCCAGGACCAGAGCUGAAUAAUUACACAUUAAUAACCACUAAAAGAAAUUUCUUUGGAGAAAAAAAAGUAGUUUUUUUGAGACACAGCCAUUCUGUAUGCUUGAUUUUGGCCAUGCAGGUACCAGAAGCUUUAACAAAACAAAGUUUGCUAAAGUUUACCUAGUAACCCUAUAGGAACCCACACCCACUGUUACACUGAACAGACUAAAGUAAAAGAUUUGUUUGUUGUUUUUGUGGACGGACUAUGCGGUGCCAUGUGGAGCGGAGUUGGAGGAGUCCGCUGCCAGCCAGUAUUAUUUCACUAAACAGGAACACUUCAUUAUUUUUUCCGUUGAUAAACUGAAACUCAAUCUGAGCGGAGAUAAACCGUGGACGCAGUACCGGUUUCGUCCUGUUGAUGCUUUCCAGCCACGAACUAUGAAGUCAUGGGUUUGAUCCCAUCUGAUGAUAUCCUUCCAUCCCUCCAUCCUGCCAUUGUGCCCUUGAGCAAAGCACUUAACCUAUUCAUCUGUUCCAGGUCCCUGUGAAUGGUAUCGGGACACUGCUUAAAAAAAAUUAAAAUGUUGCUUUAUUGAUAAAACAUCGGUACUGCUGCUGAUCUGAUUGUCUCAGUGGUGUUUAUUUGCAUGUUUUAGCAGGACCUGGAUGUUCCACGGCUUAGUAACUCGAGACUGACUGGGUGCUUAUCUUGGUGAAAGAGAAAUGACCUCUCGAGUUACGCAAUGUCUUAACUCAUAGAGGGAAGACAGUAGUUGCAAACACCCAAAUAUUUGAAACUAAAAAUGAUUAAGAUUAAUGGGGUGCCCAAACUUUUUCAUAUGACUGUACACCACAUAGUUGUCCUGUGGAUAGAUUCCCCCACCUGAGCUGUGGAUCUCUGUGCUUCAGUGAUAGGAUGCAGCACCUGUGCAACAAGUCCAGUCUUGAAAUUUCACUACUUACUACUAAAUAUUCCACAGCCAACUGUCAGUGAUAUUAUAACACAGUGGAAAAGAUUGAGAAUGAAAGCAACUCAACUAUGAAAUGAAAGGCCUUGUAAAAUGACAUUGUGCAGAGGUCACCAACUUUCUGCGGAGUCAUUACAUCACUACACACCUCCAAACUUCAUGUAGCUUCAGAUUAACUCCAGAACAGAGUGUAGAGAAAUUCAUGGAAUGGGUUUCCAUGUCUGAUGAGCUCCAUCCAAGCCUUACAUCUUUUUAUGGAUUGACAAAUCAGGCUUAUACAUCUGGCAAAUUCGAUAAACGAGUCUGAGUUUGGCAGUUGCCAGGAGAAUGCUAUUUGUCUGACUGCAUUGUGCCAAGUGUAAAGUUUGGUGGAGGGGGGAUAAUUAUUAUUAUGAUGUGGGGCUGUUUUUCAGGAGUUACGCUCACCCCCUUAGUUCCAGUGAAAGGAAUUCUUAAUGCUUUAGGAUACGAGGCAAUUUUGGACAAUUUCACGCUCCUAACCUUGCGGAAACAGUUAAGGGACUGCCCCUCCCAAUUCCAAAAUAACAAUAUAGACAUGAAUGAGCAAGUUUGGUGUGGAAGAACCUGACUGUCCUGCACAGACUCCUGACCUCAAACAAUUGCUUAAAUAAAAAAAUAAAUAAAAAAUCUUCUUUCUUAGGUAGUUUCUGAUCGUAUGAGAGGCUGUUUCUCUAGGUGGAGAAACAUCUGUCAGACUGAAGAGUUUGGCUGCAAAUCGAAUGAUUUCUCACUGAACUCUUCCCUUACCCCCUCACCUGUCAGCACCUUCAGCUCAGCAGUACGAUGUGAGGCCAUCGGUCCUUUUAUCAGGCUGCUCCAAUCAGGAAAUGAAACCGUCUGUGACAGAUUGAGGUCUUGGUUUACCACUUGGUUUGCCUCAGCGUCUCCGUAUCGUAAGCCGGGUUUUCUCUGGGUGAACUCUCCAUCAACUAAAACUAAAACUAAAACCAAACUUCUUGCUUCCAAACUGAGACCUUCAGUCAAGAUCAUCUUUUUUAGUACAGUUUACAGUUUCUUUUGAAUGUCUGUUUUAUUCCCAUUUCAUAUCCACUGGUCAGCACGUAUAGGGCAAUGCUGCUCUGCUACAGCUGCAACAGUGCAAUAUAUUGGUAGAUGCAGUGUGCUUUGGCUACAGUACACAAGCAUUACUUUUUAUUUAAUUUCAUUUUAUUUCAUCUGCAGUGCAUCGUAAUCAUUGGAUUAUCUUUUUUUUAAACUACAGGAUCCCAUGAAUUUUCCCUUUGACACCAGUCUAUUUUCUGUGCUUCUGUUCAACCAAUUUACAGUGUUUCGUAUACACUGUACAUUGCCAUUUUUUCCAUUCAUUUUAAUUUCUACCAAACACUAAUCUCAACCCUCAUUCUUGUCCAACUGCCACCAAACUGCACAACUUCUGGGUAGGUUCUUUUACUCUAAUUUACACUCAUACUGAUAAACAUUUAUCUGUUCACUAUUGGUCCACUGAUCCCUUGUUCCUCCAAUUAAUUUUUGCACAUAUGCUUAAACCUUAGAACAGGAGUGUCCAAACUUUUUUGUUGGGGGCCAGAAGGAGAAAUAUAUUUGAAGUCACAGGCCACAGACUCUGUAAUAAAACAAAUAAUGAAAUAUACCACUUUAAAUAAUGCAUUUUUCCUGAUUACUUUAAUUUACACACCAUUUUACUUGAGUUACUAUCUUUAUCUAUCUUUGACAGUGUUGUGUAAACUAAGAUUUUUUAAAUUGAUGUUUAAUUUCAUGAUGUCUCUUAAUAUUAAACUCCUUAAUUACGGCAAAUUUUAGACUCUUUACCCGUUUUUUCUGCACUAGAAAUGCGCACUCUCUCUGCUUUUAGACUCUUUGGCCCGAUUUUCUGCGCUAAAAAUGCACACCCUCUCCGCUUUUAGACUCUUUGUCCCGUUUUUCUGCGCUAGAAAUUCGCACUCUCUCCACUUUUAGACUCUUUGUCCCGUUUUUCAGCGCUAGAAAUGCGCACUCUCUCCGCUUUUAGACUCUUUGGCUCGUUUUUGUGCGCUAGAAAUGUGCAGCCUCUCCGCUUUUAGACUCUUUUACCCCGUUUUUCUGCGCUAGAAAUGCGCAGCCUCUCCACUUUUAGAUUCUUUGGCUCAUUUCGUAGCGUUCAAAUUUUGAAUCUCACUUUAUAAAAACCUGCUUAACAGCGGGCUGACUUUCAUUCUAUUUCUAAAAUACCUUGCGGGCCGCUCCAAAAAAGGAAACGGGCCGCAAAUGGCCCGCGGGACGUAGUUUGGACACCCCUGGACUAGUAGCUCUCCAGCCCAGAGGGUUGUUGAACCCAAUUGCAGAACGGUUGAAUUCAAAGCAAGAAAAACCCAAGAAAAAAAGGAAAAAAUAAAUAAACACACCGCUCCUCACGUAUGAUCGAACCCAGGUCGUCAAGGUCACAGUCCAAAACACUACCGCUGCCCCGGCUAGUGAAUUGGGACACGGCUGGGAAAAUAGUCCCUUAUAAGGAGAUAGGGAACCCAAGAACAGGUGGAAAAACAAGAACGGGCGGAAACUAAAGUCACGCCGAGCGCGACAGAGAGAGAGAGAUGGAAGAAAUGUAAACAAAAGCUCACCAGAGAAGCAUUUUAUUAUUAUUUUUUUUUUCAAUUUCGUUCAUUAUAGUCCAAACAACCUCCUUUUUAUUAGCGACCCCUGCCUUGGAGUUUCUGUGUCCAGACAGCCCCCAAACUUCAUAUACUACAGAAGGGCAGGUUAUUGAGCUCUAAUUUACAGCCGUACUGACCUGCACUCGUCUACCUUUCAUCCCUCUUUCCUCCCAUUCCACUCCAUUGAAUUCUGUUAUUUCGCCACACAAAAAUUUCAAUGUUGCUUUCAUCUGACCAAAGUACUUUGUUUCACAUUGUUAGCUGUGUCCCCAACAUGGCUUCUGGAAAACUGCAAAUGGGUCUUUUUAUAUAUAUAUUUUUUUAAUAAUGGCUUUCUUCUUUCACCUCUUCCAUAAAGACCACAUUUGUGCAGUGUAAGACUUAUAGUUGUCCUGUGGACAGAUUCCCCCACCUGAGGUGGACCUGUGGAUCUCUGCUUUUCAUCCAGAGUCACUAUGGCCGUCUUUGCUGCAUUUCUGAAAGCUUGGGAAAUGGCGUGUUCUUUGGACUUCAUGAUGCUGUUUACUCCCCAAUAUUCUCUUAACCAUCCAUGCAAGCCACUGUAGGUUGCAGGAUGCAGCUGACCAAGGCAUAUCAUACAAAAAAGGUAAAGCCACUGAUUGCAGGAUGCUAUUAACAUGUUUUUCCACAUGACAUGGACGCCUAGGUUUCAAAUACAUUUUCCAUGCUGGUUCCUACCGUGGGCUGCCUUUUCAAAUCUACUUUCGACUCUCCGGGUGUACUGUGUCCCACACUCAGAUCCUUUUCCCCCUGCCAGAGAUUUGCCAGCAAAGAUAUGAGGUUCACUAAUUGUCCAGUGGGCCCCAGUAGUGCACUGUUUAGCAUAGCAUCGAGUAGCAUUUAACAUGGAGUGUCCAUUAAGAGCCUAGAAAGCUUUGGUCAUGGCGGCACUUCCGUCUUUUUAGGGUGGUUUAAAUGUAUGCACUGAUACCUGGCUGCAGCUCUGCAUCAACUUCAUGCAAUCUUGACAUUUAUUCAUUGGAGGCUUGGCGCAUGAGUUUCAUUAACAUUGCAGGCGCUCAUGCAGAAUGCAUGAAGAGAUUCCAUUAACUAUUAAUCCAAGACAUUUGAGAUUUUUGUUCAUCUGUUCAUUUAAGUAAGCAGGGCUUCAUUUGGAGCUGCCAGUCCUGCUGGAUUCAGGUAGCAAGUGGAUUCACAUUCAGAAAUGAACUCAGUAAAGCUACUGUGAGUGAGCUGUACUCUCUUUGAUUUCUUAGCAUAAA
Messenger RNA from Astyanax mexicanus (Mexican tetra), 8898 nucleotides. RefSeq names its product transmembrane channel-like 1 (gene tmc1). Lineage: Eukaryota; Metazoa; Chordata; Actinopteri; Characiformes; Acestrorhamphidae. Gene Ontology annotation, molecular function: mechanosensitive monoatomic ion channel activity. The coding region runs from base 9 to 2930 and encodes 973 amino acids. The transcript has 18 exons. Gene Ontology annotation, cellular component: plasma membrane. Gene Ontology annotation, biological process: vestibular reflex; detection of mechanical stimulus involved in sensory perception of sound. The record is from RefSeq and is a predicted model, not a curated record.